This is a messenger RNA of Polypterus senegalus (gray bichir), 820 nucleotides long. It is a transcript of the gene drc8, whose product is annotated as EF-hand calcium binding domain 2. The record is from RefSeq and is a predicted model, not a curated record. The transcript is spliced from 7 exons. Bases 75 to 563 code for a protein of 162 amino acids. Gene Ontology annotation, molecular function: calcium ion binding. NCBI's taxonomy places the organism in Eukaryota, Metazoa, Chordata, Cladistia, Polypteriformes, Polypteridae.
AUACCCCGGAUGUCCGGGGCUUUCGUCAUGUUUCCAUACACGAGCACGCUGUCUCCUAGCAACUAGAAACAGCCAUGGCGGAGGAAAGAGAGAUUGCAGAGGCUAUGAUAUCUGAAAUUCAUAAAAAGAUUACAGAUGCCUUUGAUGUUUUUGAUCAUGAGUACAACAAGACUGUGGAUGUUAGGGAGAUUGGUACUAUAAUUCGUUCCCUCGGCUGCUGUCCAAGUGAAGGAGAACUGCAUGAUAUUUUGGCUGAGAUUGAAGAUGAGGAGCCUACUGGUUAUAUUAAUUUUGAUAGAUUUCUACCAACCAUGACUAAAGUUUUAAUGGAGAGGAGGUACAGACCUAUUCCAGAAGAUGUUCUUUUACAAGCUUUUGAGGUCUUGGAUCAAGAAAAGAAAGGCUAUCUUACGCCAGAACAACUCACUAAAUUUAUGUCUGAAGAAGGAGAACCAUUCACACAAGAGGAAAUGGAGGAGAUGCUGUCUGCAGCUGUUGAUCCAGACAAAAAUGUGAUUCUAUACAAAGACUAUGUGACAAUGAUGGCUGUUGAAGCACCUUAAAGCAAGAGUUUGCUUUCACUCUUUUGAGUAUUGUUUUGGUAAUAUUGUUUAGUAUUUGUUUUUUAAUAAAAACUACAAGAUUAAAAAACAGAUCAGAAAUAUAUAUUUAAAAUUAAUAUAUGUUUAUACAUUUAACAUUGUUUCUAAAAUAUCAACAUAUGAUUCGAUAGUCUUGUAUCUCCUGCAACUUUGAACUAAACUGGUACCAUGUUCCAUGUAUCCUCUGUGAUAAAAUAUUUCCAAACAUUUUAGUGAAA